This is a messenger RNA of Erigeron canadensis, 1233 nucleotides long. Its product is annotated as aspartic proteinase CDR1-like. Gene Ontology annotation, cellular component: extracellular region. The transcript has a single exon. NCBI's taxonomy places the organism in Eukaryota, Viridiplantae, Streptophyta, Magnoliopsida, Asterales, Asteraceae. Gene Ontology annotation, molecular function: aspartic-type endopeptidase activity. The record is from RefSeq and is a predicted model, not a curated record. The coding region runs from base 1 to 1233 and encodes 410 amino acids. Gene Ontology annotation, biological process: proteolysis.
AUGGAUCUUAUUAAUAGAGACUCUCAAGUCUCCCCUCUCUAUAACCCGGCCAAUAUCGGGAUAGAUCGUCUACAAAAUACUUUUCUUCAUUCUAUUUCCCGUGCUUCUCGUCUCUCGAGAAGGGCUGGCUUUACCUCCAAGAUUGAAGCAGAUGUUUCCGAGGUCAUGGGAGAAUAUGUCAUGAAAUUUCAAAUUGGGAACCCACCUGUACAAGUCCUUGGCGAGGUUGACACCGGGUCAGACCUUACAUGGGCCCAGUGUCAACCCUGCAAGGGCUGUUACAAGCAAAUGGGUGUCCCUAUCCUAGAUCCCUUAACUUCCUCCACUUAUCAAUCUCUUUCGUGCAUGUCAAAACCUUGUGAAAUCUUAACCGAGAACAAAGAAACACCUUGUAACUCAAAAAAUACGUGUAGUUACAAAAUAAUCUAUGGCGACCAGAGCUACUCGUUAGGAGACCUGGGCACGGACACCUUUUGGUUUGGGCCAACCUCUUUCGAAAAUGUUGUGUUUGGGUGUGGCCAUGAAAACAAGGGAACUUUUAGUGAGGGUGCUAGUGGUAUUGUUGGUCUAGGUCAUGGCCCAUAUUCUAUAGUUAACCAAUUAACAUCAAUUAUUCAAGGAAAAUUUUCUUAUUGUCUCAUUCCAUAUCUUGACGAUACAACAAAUCAAACUAGCAAAAUUCACUUCGGUAGUAGUGAUGCUAAUAUCACUAGCCUAAAUGUCGUUUCUACGUCCCUAGUAAUGAAAGAACCCUCGACUUUCUACUACGUUACGUUAGAAAGCAUAUCGGUUGGAAACAAUAACUUGUCAUUCCCACAAACAUCUUUGAAAAAUGAUGUGCAAGAAGGUAAUAUUGUUAUAGACUCGGGGACUACAUUAACAUUUAUCCCUCGGAAGUUAUAUAAUGAUCUAUCCUCGAGUUUAAUCGAAGCCAUUGAGGGAGAAAGCGUGCCAGACCCAUGGGGAACAUUUGGGGUCUGUUAUAAGGACUUGGAUCUUGAUCGAGUCCCAAAGGUUACGUUUCAGUUCACUGGUGCCACGAUUGAGGUGCUCCCGAUGAACACGUUUUCAGAGGUCGAAACUGGGCUGAGCUGUUUGACGAUUUUGCCUACGGAUGAUUUGGCAAUAACUGGAAACUUGUUGCAACGAAAUUUUUUAGUAGCGUUUGAUUUGGUGAAUCAAAAGGUUUCUUUUUCUCCUGCUGAUUGUACUAAAAACAUGCAAUAUGCUUAG